AUGAUAGAACCCGUAGUUCCCUUGGGACCAUUCAAGCAUGGUAUGGCUUGGGUAGCCUACCGCUUUACGUCUACUGUUCUCGAUGACAUCUGGCCGGGCGUGGUCUUCUUCACUGGCGUCGCCGUCAUGGUGGCGUGUGUGAGUGAGUUUACAAGCGUCAAUCUUGGGAUCAACAGCGUCAUGUUGACUGUGCUCGGUACAAUCGUCUCCUUGGUUGUCUCAUUCAAAACAAACAACUCUUACUCACGUUGGUGGGACGGACGUAACGGCUGGUCGAACCUUACAACUCAUUGUCGGCAACUAGCUACGCUCAUUUGGAUACAUAUUCCCAACGCCCCAGCUCCCAAACCAGAUGCACCCAAACCCGAACCUGCCCAGCCUCCUCAAACGCCUGAUGCCGCUUCCAAGUCCGGCAAAUCACCAUUCACUCCCAACUCCACCGCCCAAACCCUUUCACCUUCGAGCGUGGCUCAGGAAAGCGAAGAGGAUGUGUCGACAGGUUAUCAUGUGCACGGCUGGAGGACGCCGGCGCAAGAGGCAGAGGCAAAGAAGAGGUUUGAGGACGAUAUGGCUGCUAGGAAUGACCAGCAAGCGCGGGAGGAUAUGCGAGGGAUGAUUGAGAAGAAGACGUAUAUCGGUUUGGCACGUCUGUCACAUAUUCAAGCUUUCGCUGUCUCAAUGAAGCACGCUCUCAGAGGCGAGCGAGGCCCUUUCUACUCCGACCUCUACUCUCUCAUCGCCUUCCUCCCGAAAUACAACCCUGCCUCCCAUCCGCCCAUCACCCGCGACCACUUGCUCGCUCUCUGGCAAAACGGUAUCCCACGCCAAAAAUCAUCCCGCGCAACCGACGACAUUGCCGUACCCCUCACCGUCCCCAUCGCCUUCACCUCCGACGCGCUCAACCAGCCCAACUUGCCAAACCCUUUUGACGACGAAGAGAAACGCAUAGGAGAGCAGGUGUAUGGACCGGCGCCGGAUGACUAUAAGGAGCAGGCUGUGAGGAAUGCGAGCGAGUAUGUGGGGACGGAUGAUCCGGAGGUAUUUGUGGUGACUUCGAAGCGGGAUGGGCGAAAGUCUAUUACCCAGAGACGGAGUAUCCAAGUCCAGGGCCGUACGGGACAAGGCGGGGAACAAGUCACGCUCGAGACGAUCGAGCUCAUGCCCCCUCGUCAUCCACCACCUCCUAGGAUCUGGGAUUUCCUUCCUCCUCUCCGUAUCUUCAAGAGCAUUUACGACAUGCUCAAUUGGAAAAAGAAGAAGGAGAUCUCGGAACGGGCGAAAGGUGGGAAGAGGAGAAGGUCGGCGAUGGGGACGGAUAUGCAGAUCCCUCAGGAGAUCCUGAUGUACUUGUCAAUGUACACUGCCGACCUUACUCGCCGAGGUCUCAUGCCUGGUCCUCUCACCACCGCUUUCGCCAACGCUAUCCUCGAGCUUCAACGUGCCAUCUCCGACAUGGAAAAGAUCGCUACCACCCCCAUUCCCUCCGCCUACACAUUCCACCUCCACCUCACCGUCUACGCGUACCUCUUCUUCAUCCCGUUCCAGGUUUACACCUAUAUCGGCUGGGUGGUGAUUCCCGCGACGGCAGUGGCGUCUAUCAUUUAUCUGGGUUUCUUGGAGAUUGGGAUGCAGAUUGAGAUGCCGUUCAAUUAUGAUCAGAGUGAUCUUGAUUUGGACCAGUUUUGUUUGAGGAUUGCGCAUCAGAUUGCGCAACUUACUGCCUUCCCGACGAAUAUUCCAUCCCAGCACGUCAUCUUGUCUCAUCUCAACCAACCGUUCCUCCCCACCCUUCGAGCUUCUGCCCCAGACAUCCUCGGCGUACCCGAACGUCAGCCCAUGCCAAACCCCCGUGGCUUUGCCUCCUCCUUCUCCACAUAUGACAAGCCUCCCCCGUCUUCCCCUUCUUCCUCCUCUACCGAGGCUCAACAGAGGAAGCCGGAAGUCAAGCAGAUGCAGAAGAGUAUGAGGGAUGUAGAGUUGGUGUUGAACGCGAACUGGAAAGAUGUGACGAGCGAUGCGAGGAACGUUAUUGGGAAACCGAGGGAUCAGUUGGAGAAUCGGACGGGGUUGGAGGUUGCGGUGCUCAUGCUUUGA
Messenger RNA from Cryptococcus wingfieldii CBS 7118, 2094 nucleotides. RefSeq lists its product as hypothetical. The record is from RefSeq and is a predicted model, not a curated record. The coding region runs from base 1 to 2094 and encodes 697 amino acids. The transcript is spliced from 8 exons. Gene Ontology annotation, molecular function: chloride channel activity. Lineage: Eukaryota; Fungi; Basidiomycota; Tremellomycetes; Tremellales; Cryptococcaceae.